This is a messenger RNA of Aspergillus versicolor CBS 583.65, 1296 nucleotides long. RefSeq lists its product as uncharacterized. The transcript is spliced from 2 exons. Lineage: Eukaryota; Fungi; Ascomycota; Eurotiomycetes; Eurotiales; Aspergillaceae. The record is from RefSeq and is a predicted model, not a curated record. Bases 229 to 915 code for a protein of 228 amino acids.
AAUAUCCGCCCCGCUUGCAUUUGUCCAGGGUUAUUUUUCACUACGUCGUUUGUAUAUGCGAUGGAUAUUGCAGACCUUGACAACUUCAACCCACAACCCUUUGUGCAUAUAAAUUUCGGUCACCUCAACUGAUUUCAAUCCGUCAAACUUCUCAGUUGAUUUCCACUUCACAUACUUUUAAGUCUUCUCUGCUACCGUUCCCUCAUACCACUCCAGCCUGCGCUCGUCAUGGAACAGCAAUCCAGCCCUUCGCAGUGGGCAGGGGGCCAUACUGGGGAUGGAUAUGAUCCACACAACAGUAUUUAUGCUCCCUACAGAUCGGGCCAUUCUUUUGCACAUCCGCAGGCACCAGCGGCAACCCUCGUAGCACAACCCGCAGCCGACCUCUCGAGCCAGGGCGUGGAGUUGGGUCCUUGCUUCUCAUUCGGCCCGACCGGUGCUGCAACCCCCGAUAUCUGGUUGGAUCCAGCUGUGGGCGCAAGCCAAUGUGCAAUAAAAGGUACAAUAGAAGGUGCAGGUGUGUGGUCGACGACCGAUGGGUCUCCCGCCUGCUCCAGCUACGACAUGGCGGCCGCGGACUGGGGCCGAGCCUUGUCCCUCCCGUGCCCCAAUAAUGAUGUCCAAGCAGCUGACGAAUCCCUGGUUUUUCCUCGCGGCUCUCCCAUUCCAUCCAUUGCGGAUACCCAUCAACCCCCUGUCUUCCAGUGCAAAUGGCAAGGCUGUCGCAGUUCUGCCUCUUUCCGUCGACAAGUCGACUUGAUACGCCAUCUGAAGACAAUCCACAUCGCCCCCGACGCCUAUCCCUGCCGCGAGCCCAACUGCGGCGUGGCCUUUGGAAGGAAGGACCACCUGAAGGCGCACUCGAAGAUGCACCAUAAGCCAAGCCGUAAGAUUCGCCAUCGUCGUCAAGCAUAGGCGGACCCUGGGCCGCUCCUCAGUUCUUCUGUUGCAGCCUCAUAUUUUGCGGGGUUUAUUUCGGGUUUUCUCUCGCGGUGGGUGGAGUUGGGUUAAUCACACGAGGCCAUUCAACUGUUGUCACGCAUGGAAUGGCUUUUCUGACACCCGCAAAGGGUAAAUGGCGUCUCAUUUUAGCGGUAGAUCUUAUGAGUGUACGUAAUACUUGGUGUAUGGACAACGUGGCACAAUUCAGGGAUAAGACGGCCGUCAAAUCAAUGGCAAAUCACUAUCAUAAGCCAUAAGUGGAAGCAAGUGCAUUAUGUUGCGUUACAGGUUAGAAAUAUCCAGACUUAUAUAGGUCUUUGGUCCCUUACAAGGACGACUCCACAAUAACGCCCC